UUGGUAGGUUUGAUCGGUCCCUGGAGUUAUACAGUCGUGCAUGUUCGUGGAGAGAAUAAGAUCUGGAAUUUACAUAAAUAAAACUAUUGUUGGUUUAUUCGUUUUGGUAUUUGACGAACAUACUGGAAAGACAACGGUCACAAAUGAAGGAAUAGUGGAAGUCUUGUGGAUUAGGGCUAUUUGUCUUGAAAACAUGGGACAAAGAGGAUGCGGGGAAUGGCGGGAGCGACGGCAGAGUGUCACCUACAUGGUUGCUUUGGUUCUGUUUUGGAGCGGAGCAUCUGCACAGAUAAGAUACACCAUAUCUGAAGAGCUUAAGGAAGGAACUGUCGUGGGGAAUAUAGCUAAGGAUGUUGGAAUAGAUCUGAGCACCUUGAAGGAGAGGGGAUUUCGAAUCGUGUCUGGCUCGACCGAGCCUCUUUUCGAGGUAAACCAGAAUGACGGCAUCUUAUAUGUGAACCGAAAAAUAGACCGAGAGGAGCUGUGUGAACGGAGCAGCGUGUGCUUGAUCAACCUGAAAACCGUUCUAGAGAACCCGCUGGAGAUCCAUUAUGUCUCAGUGGAGGUGUUAGAUGUUAACGACCAUUCUCCCAGCUUUCCCGAGAAAGAGAAUCGGUUAGAAAUAUACGAGUCCGCUUUACCUGGUGUACGAUUUCAGCUGCAAGCUGCCGUUGAUCCAGAUGGUGGCCAGUACUCGGUUCAGCAAUAUAAACUCAGUCAUAAUGACCAUUUUCGUUUGGAGGUUAAAGAUCGAGGAAGGGAAGGUAAAAUUCCUGUUGUAAAUCUACUAAAGCCCUUAGAUAGAGAAGCUAUGAAAAGACAUACAUUACUACUCACAGCCAUUGAUGGAGGAAAACCUCCCAGGUCUGGGACUGUGGAAAUAGUUAUUGAUGUUUUAGAUGUAAAUGAUAAUAUGCCUGUUUUUGUCAAAGAGUUAUACUCAGUUACAUUGAAUGAAAAUUCUCCUAUUGGCACGACAGUCGUGCAAGUAAAUGCCACGGAUUUAGACGAGGGUUCGAAUGCCGAGGUCCUUUACUUUUUCGGUAAAAUGGUAAAAAACAAGAUUCGUAAACUUUUCGAUGUAAAUACGAAUACGGGUGAGAUAGUUGUGAAAGAAUUGGUCGAUUUCGAGCUACAAGACAGCUAUGAGAUUGACAUAAUGGCAACUGAUAAAGGAUCUGCCCCUCUGACAACUGACAAAAGCAUAACAGUAAAGAUUAUUGACCUCAACGAUAAUGCACCUGAGAUCGAGGUGACGUCUUUUUCGAACGCAAUCCCCGAGGAUUCUAGACCAGGCACCACUGUAGCAUUAAUCAGUGUUAAUGAUUUAGACUCUGGUCUUAAUGGCAAAGUGAUCUGCUCUUUAGUUGAGGACAUACCAUUUACAUUAAUGCCGUCUUUACAGGACAACAUGUAUUCUGUAGUCACCAAAUCAACACUGGAUCGAGAGAAAUCAUCACAAUAUGAUCUAACAGUAGUUGCUAAAGACGCAGGCCAGCCGUCCCUGUCAUCUGUAAAGACUAUAAGCGUAGUUAUAUCAGAUGUGAAUGAUAACAAUCCAGAGUUUUCAUUAAGCUCCUAUACUUUCUAUAUCACUGAGAAUAACGACCCAGGCGCCUCAGUAUUUUACGUAAGUGCAUCAGAUCGUGACAUAGAUGAAAACGCUCUUAUUUCAUAUCAUAUUCUCAGAUACGGUGGUGACGAGAACAAAUGGGCAUCUUUUCUCAACGUAAAUUCAGAAAAUGGAAACAUUUUGGCGCUAAAAAGUUUUGACUUUGAAACUUUAAAAACAUUCAAAUUCCAAGUUGUAGCUACAGACUCUGGAACUCCGUCACUAAGCAGCAACGUCACAGUGAAUGUGUUCAUUCUGGAUCAGAACGACAACGCUCCAGGGAUCUUGUAUCCAGUCAGCGCUAACGGUUCCGCUGAAGGUGUGGAGGAGAUUCCCCGCAAUGUGAACGCAGGCCAUUUGGUGACUAAAGUGAGAGCCUAUGACGCUGAUAUAGGAUAUAACGGCUGGUUAUUAUUUUCACUGCAGGAAGUUACUGACCACAGUCUCUUUGCCUUGGACCGUUAUACAGGACAGAUAAGGACACUUCGGUCAUUCACAGAGACAGACGAGGCUGAGCAUAAACUGGUCAUACUGGUAAAAGACAAUGGGAACGUUUCACUCUCAGCAACAGCUACUGUGAUUAUCAACGUUGUGGAGCCCAAAGAGGCUUUUGCAGCUUCUGAUCUUAAAAGCGCAGUAAAAGACGAGGAGGAGAACAGCGUUACGUUUUAUUUGAUCAUAACUCUGGGGUCAGUUUCAGCACUUUUUAUCAUCAGUAUCAUCGUGUUGAUUGUAAUGCAGUGCUCCAAAGCCCCAGACUAUUCCUCCAAGUAUUUACAAGAUGUGAAUUACGACGGGACACUGUGCCACAGCAUCCAGUACCGAUCCGGAGACAAACGGUACAUGUUAGUUGGACCCAGAAUGAGUAUAGGUUCUACUAUUGUCCCGGGCAGCAAUGGGAAUACUCUAGUGGUACCUGAAAAUAGGAGGAGAGCUUCUGGAGAGGUAAGAAGAUCAAGUUGA
Messenger RNA from Oncorhynchus mykiss (rainbow trout), 2575 nucleotides. The record is from RefSeq and is a predicted model, not a curated record. Lineage: Eukaryota; Metazoa; Chordata; Actinopteri; Salmoniformes; Salmonidae.